AACAAGAAAACACGAUAUAAUUCGAAAAUUGCUAGUAAGACAAAGAAUAUAGCUCUGACACAAACAAAGAAGCUGCUGUCUUUCUGGCCAGGAAAAGUGGAAUUUCCCCCUAAGUAGGUCACGUGGGUGGUGACGUCGGCGGAAAGGGAAAUCCCAUUCGACGGCCUCUCCUCUCGGUCUCCACCGCUGGAACUUGUUUUUUUGCUUUGUGAGCGACCAUACUCCUCAUGGAGGCUUAGUAGGGAUCGCUGAACGUGCUUUCGUUCAACUGGAGUUUGGGCCUGCGGGACUUGAUGAAAAUCAGGAAACACAGACUGCUGGGUGGGGACGAGUUCCAGGUCCGGUGACACACGUACCGCGGUCCAGUCUCGACUGACAGGCGCAGUUGGUUCUCGUACCGCCCACUAGUGGAGUCACAGACGUGCUUCUUCGAUUACUCAGACCUCUUCCAGAGACACAUGGCUACUCGUCAUCGGUCACUACCACCGUUGCAGCGCGAGAAGCGGCCAGUAGGUCGCAAGGCGACGGCUGCCGUACCGGAGUGGUUGGAUGUUAUUCACUUUGGCCAGGUAACGCCAGCGCGGGAUGACUUCAAGUCCAUGGCCACAGAAGAUAAGUCGGCUGUGCCGUCUUGCUACGAGUCGUGCGACUCGACGAGCCUCUCCGGUUCGGACAAUACUUCGGAGGGUGAAAAAUACGGGCCCCUGAAAGACAGCUAUCCCGGACGAUACUCUUUCCGUUCGAACGAAGACGGUGGGGACAACUGCCGUAUCACGAGGCUCUGCAUCACUCGUCACGGCUCCUUUGGAUCAACUGGGUUCGAGCCAGUUGCUGCAGACACCAAUUCCGACGACCUGCCUGAGAUAUUCGAUGCAUCUCACUCCAGGAGCUCGUCGUCGUCCGAAAAUCAGAAUGGAACUCCCAUCGGCAGAGCAGCUUUGUACGCUUCGUUGCCAAAAGACUUUCUCAGGGUGCCCAGGAGUAGAAAGGGACGCUUUCUCCUCUCCCAUUCCAAGACGGACGACAGAAAGCCAUCGGAUGUCGCAGAAGUUCGUCGUGUACCAUCUGAUUCUGCUGACUCUGGAAUAUACACGACCUUCGGAAGCGAAGUGCGCAGUUAUGGAAUCCAAGAGCAUAGCGCAGCGAAUAACCAGGAGCAGAAACAGCAGCAAAUUCAAGAUGGCAACGUACCCUGCACUGUCAAAAGCACCUGCAAAAGUGAGGAGGAAGUCACAGUCCCAAGUAACCCAAAGUCAUGCAGCACAGCACCCCACCUAGAGGCAGAACAGCGACGCCGUCAGCGACACACAGAACUGGCUUCUAUGCUUAUAUUCGUACCUGUUGUUAUUGCUUGGGUGCUCAUCGUGCCAAUGGUCCUGUUCGCUUACUCCAUUGAGAACCCAUACAGUCAGCAGUUCCAGGUUGCACUUUGGAUAGCGAUUCCAGCAUCAACAAGCAUUCUAGUGCUGUCGUGCCUUGUGAGCAAUGUCUACUGGUACUACGACGAAGAACAGAAGCGCUGGCGAUGUCUCCUUCACUUUGGAAAUGGGCCUCGAGGCUUUUACUGGGGCAAUGCUCUGACACACAGUGAUAAGACUGGCAACGUGCAGACUGUGUAGUAACAUCAUCAGUGAUGUGUAAAUGUGAGAAGGACAAUAACGCAGAUAGCCAUAUGGAGUUGUAUUAGAUCGGAGCCCUGUAAUGGGGUGCUCCUGAUGUGAUUCCAUCUGCGUAAUGACGGAUCGAAGGACUGCAUAGCGACUUAGCGACCAUGACACAUUGUGAUCCGGAGUUUUCUGGUUGGAUCACACAUUUUGUUUGCUCUCUGCAGGAGCUCACUGUUGUGUCAUUAGUCAUUCAGUUGUAUUUAUAAGACUGUAUGUAUUGCAUUUCUGUAUUUAGCCCCAUUUCACUUUUGGAUAGUUUGUAAUAUUGUAUGCGGGUUUUGAUGCUAAUGAUGUCCAUUACUAAAAACUGAAUGGAAAGUCUUUCAUAUGAGAAAGGACAGAGCAAAUAUCGCAAGAGAUACUCGUAAGCAAAGAUGUUCAAACUACACCUUUGUAUGUUAGUUCCAUCCUUCUUUGCGACACAGUAUUUAUGUAAAAGUGUGUGCAUUGUGUAACAUAUUACUCAAGACUCACCACAGCAGUUUUGCUAGAAACAAAUGCCUGGAGCUCAAUUUGGACUAGGGUUAGUGGCAAUGUUUCGUAAGCAAUACAGUAAGCCUGAAUUUUGUAGUGCCAUUAACUUUUAGCCAUCUUUUGCGUCGUCCUUGCAGUAAAUUUGACGUGGCCCGAUUUCGUUGUUUUCAUAUUGACAACACAUUGCGCACCUCAAUGGCCUGGAGAGAUUGUAGUUUUGCAGGGUUUACUUGUCUGUGUGUUGUUGUGUGUACAAAUAAAUGAACAUCUUUCAAUAUAACGUGUUCCUCUCGAAUUUUUGGAAUAAUGACUCUGAACCUGCUCCUAGAAAUGUACAUUUCUCACAUACUGAAAUGUGCAGUUCCAACGU
Ornithodoros turicata is the source of this 2511-nucleotide messenger RNA. RefSeq lists its product as uncharacterized. The transcript has 4 exons. The record is from RefSeq and is a predicted model, not a curated record. Lineage: Eukaryota; Metazoa; Arthropoda; Arachnida; Ixodida; Argasidae. The coding region runs from base 459 to 1619 and encodes 386 amino acids.